AUGACGGAUGACCAGGACAAGCGGCUGGGUUCCUUGGACUAUAUGCCUGUGGUGCAGAGGGAGCUAGUCGGUAAGGGUGUGGAGUUCAGCAACCAUUAUACCACGCAAGCCCUCUGCUGCCCAAGCCGGUCGUCGUUGCUCCGAGGGCAGCAGGUGCACAACACGAACAUCACAAACGUGGUUAAGCCGGGUGGCGCAUACAACAAAUGGGUUCUCUCGGGCCAAGAUGAGAACUAUCUGCCGCACUGGCUGAAAGAGGCAGGGUACAGAACGGAGUAUGUCGGUAAAAUAAUGAACGGUUAUGGAAUCUCUAAUUACAAUGUCACGUUAAAAGGGUGGGACCAUGCUGACUGUGUUCUGGAACCCUACAUUGAUGACUAUAAUGUGCCCGUGUUCUCUAAGAACGGCGAACGCCCAACAUAUUACCCCGGCUGGCACCAGACUGAUAUCACGCGAAUCAAGGCGCUCGAUCGCUUGGACUAUCUUACCAACCAUUCUCAGCCUUUUUUCCUUGGGAUUACACCUUUCACGCCCCACAUUGCCUUCCAGCAAAAAGGACCUUCGCACAGGCCGAUUCCACAGAAGCGACAUUUUAACCAGUUCGCAGAUGUUACAGCGCCUCACCCUCCCAACUUCAACCCGGCGGAUGAGCAUCAAGAUGGGAAGUCCGGAUGGGUAAGAUGGCUAUCGCCCAUGAACGAGUCAGCAAUCAACUUCGCGGACUUUGUGUACAGGUCGCGGCUCCAAGCCCUGCAGGGCGUGGAUGAGAUUGUUGAGGACGUCAUCACGAUGCUCGAGGAGAAGGGAGUCCUCAACAACACCUACAUCAUCUACACAUCAGACAAUGGCUACCACCUCGGCCAGCACCGCGUGCCCGGCGGCAAGUCCCUCUUCUACAACGAGGACGUCAACAUCCCCUUCGUAGUGCGCGGGCCCGGCGUCCCAGAGGGCGUGACAUCAACAACCCCAGGGUUGCACCUCGACCUCGCGCCGACCUUCCUCGAGAUCGCGGGCCUCGACAGGUCCAGGUGGCCCUCGUUCUUCGACGGCCGCUCCCUCCUGGGGCAGUGGCACGCGCCCAACUCGUACAACGACGCCGGCAGGGGCAACAGCAACGGCAAGGAGAGCAUCAACGUGGAGUACUGGGGCCUGGUGGGGGUCGAGGCGCCCAGCGCGGCGUCGCUGGGCGCGCCCUUCUACAACAACACGUACAAGACGAUCCGCACCGUCGGCGAGGAGCAGAGCUGGGCGUACGCGGUGUGGUGCAGCGGCGAGACGGAGCUGUACAACGUCACGGCGGACCCGUACGAGCUGACCAACCUCGCGCGCGGCGCCGGCUCCUCGGCGCCGUCCGGGCCCGAGUCCGAGGCCGCGAGGCAGGUCGCUAACCGGCUGAACGCGCUGCUCAUGGUGACCAAGUCGUGCGAGGGGGACCGGUGCAGGGACCCCUGGGCGCAGCUGGACCCGGGCGACGGCACGGCGCUCGUGUCGCUCGCGCAGGCGAUGGACGCGCGCUAUGAUGGCUUCUUCCGGGACUUUGAGAGGGUGCGGUUCGAGACGUGCAGGGACAUCCAGCUCACCGACAACGAGGCGCCGUACUACCCGAAGCUGGGCACGCUGCCCGGUGGUGGUCUGGGCAGGGCGCACCGUGGGCCGACGGAUGUUAUUGCGCCCAACCCGGGCGUCAGGGUCAUACAGACUGCUGAGUAUUACGGCACUGCUGAUCAGAGGAAUGCGACGGCGGCGGAUAUCGAGGCCGUUUCGAGGCUGCUGACCGAGGAGGAACUUUCAGCCACGUAG
Diaporthe batatas is the source of this 1800-nucleotide messenger RNA. RefSeq lists its product as uncharacterized. Gene Ontology annotation, molecular function: N-acetylglucosamine-6-sulfatase activity; glycosaminoglycan binding. Gene Ontology annotation, biological process: glycosaminoglycan metabolic process. The record is from RefSeq and is a predicted model, not a curated record. The coding region runs from base 1 to 1800 and encodes 599 amino acids. NCBI's taxonomy places the organism in Eukaryota, Fungi, Ascomycota, Sordariomycetes, Diaporthales, Diaporthaceae. The transcript is spliced from 8 exons.